GAACCGUAUAUAGAGUUUUUGCGUGUGACAGAUGACAGAGAUUUAAUGAAAGUCUGUAGAAUUUUCUAUUGCCUUUAAUCUGUCCAGGAAUUAUAAAAUCGUUCAAUGGUUCACCAAUCACCCUCCCAAACUACGAAACAUGAGUUGCUGAUUGACAUAACACAACCUCGACGGAAGAUUCAAGUGACCUGCCUUGCAUUGACCGUCCUUGUUGUCGUUCUCUUUGUUACACGAGAUUGGAUCGGAGCAGAAAGAUUCUGCUUGACACGCAGGUUUUUUGAAGAAGUAGACCCAAUCGACAAACCAUUAAACGAUGCCACGAUUACUGCGUGGGUACGUCGGGCUUGGAAGUACUCCGAAUCGACGAAGGCGAACGAGAAUGCGAAAGGCUCCGCCGCCUCCUCCUCCUCGGUCAAACAGCAUUCCCAGAAACAGUCAAGCGAAACCAUCGUCUGUUACUAUACAGUACAGGGAAACCUGAACACGUCGAGGGAGCUCCGUCCGUCGCACAUUGACCCUCAUAUUUGUACGCAUAUUAUCGUGGGUUUUGCGCGCGUGGUGAACUGUACUCUCAGUCUGGGCGAAACAUCGUGGGUCUAUGAAAGAGUAGCGGCACUCAAGAACCACGAGCCUGGACUGAAAGUAAUGGUCAGUGCCGGCAGUAUGGACGAGCUCCAUUCUGGCUUUCCAGAAAUGGUACUAAACCAUGCUAACAGGAAGACGUUUAUAAAGUCUGUUUUAAAUAUUACGAAAACUUUUGAUCUGGAUGGUUUAGACAUAGACUGGGAGUUCCCAGCAUGGACUACGGAUGACGUCAGACAGCGAAUACACUUUGUACAGCUGAUCCAAGAGUUGAGAAAGGAGUUUGAUCAAAGCAGUCAGAAAUUAAUUUUAUCGGUUGCUGUAGCAGCACCACAGGCUAUAGUUGAUCUAAGCUAUAACAUUCCAGCAUUAGCUGAGUAUGUAGACUUUAUCAACCUGAUGUCGUAUGACUUCCACUACUAUAUUUGGUACUACCCGGUGACAGGUCUGAACGCACCACUUUUCCCAGCAUCUACGGAAACAGGAUAUUUGUCUACUUUAAACGUAAACUUCUCAGCAUUGUACUGGGUCUCAAAGAAUAUGCCGCGAGAUAAGAUAAUAAUAGGCAUUCCUACUUAUGGACAUUCCUAUAAAUUGGUCAAUUCUGCGAACCACGAUUUGCAAGCUCCUUCGAGUGGACUUGGUAAUCUUGGAAUGGACGGCUUCGUGCCGUAUUCUGAUAUUUGCACGUUUCUGAAAAAUGGAGCAGAAAGAGUUUUCGUAAAUGAGAGUAAAGUACCUUACAGUUAUAAAGAUACCGAAUGGGUCUCUUACGACGAUGUAGAAAGUGUCACUCACAAGGUGAAUUGGAUUCGUUCCCAAGGCUUUAAAGGCGCAAUGAUAUUAUCUCUUAACACUGACGAUUGGAAUUCUACAUGCCAAGAAAACGUGAAGUUCCCUCUUACUCGUGCAGUGUACCAAGUACUGAAACUUCCUUCCGGUGUAACAAAUUUUAAAUCUCCAUUAUGAAAUGUUUCCCCUGCACGUCUCCAUAAACUUAAAACAUUUCAAGUAUCUCGGUGUUUGCACAAUUUACUGUAAACGAAGGAAAUUAUCUACGAUAAAUCACUAGUACUCCAUUAAGCUGCGAAGGAGUAACGAUGACAUUUGAAAGAUGCUUUCAGACUCAUAAGAUCCUUCGCAGAGACGUGGAUAAUUUAAGUAUUAUAAAUACAGUCUAAUUGAAGAGCUUAUCUCCGAAAUGUCUGGAACCUCGUAUUGCAUAAUGAUAAAUGGGUACAGGAUUAUGGUCACUGAUGCACAAUGUACGAAUUCAUUUCUCCGUUAUUUCUGAAACAUUUGCGUUACUGAGUUCCAGACAAUUGUUCCAAGUUGCUCAAAUGUUUCCUCUUGAGAAGGUACAAAGUCCGAACAUUCUCAAAUCCGAGCUAUCCAUAAUCUCGUGUGUGACAUUUUACGUUUUAAUUAUUUAAAUAUAUCUAAUUGAGUUCUAGUUAAGUAAUUAAGUAAAAGUGCAAUUAUGUACCUACCUCUGCCAAACUGAAAUGAAGUUACAUGUACACCAAGA
Molecule: messenger RNA, 2110 nt
Organism: Orussus abietinus
Lineage: Eukaryota; Metazoa; Arthropoda; Insecta; Hymenoptera; Orussidae
Product: chitinase-3-like protein 2
Exons: 6
Coding region: 106-1551 (481 amino acids)
Biological process (GO): carbohydrate metabolic process; chitin catabolic process
Cellular component (GO): extracellular region
Molecular function (GO): chitinase activity; chitin binding
Source: RefSeq, a predicted model, not a curated record